Caenorhabditis briggsae is the source of this 594-nucleotide messenger RNA. NCBI's taxonomy places the organism in Eukaryota, Metazoa, Nematoda, Chromadorea, Rhabditida, Rhabditidae. The transcript has 3 exons. Bases 1 to 594 code for a protein of 197 amino acids. The record is from RefSeq and is a predicted model, not a curated record.
AUGAAGUUGAUACCUCUUCUUUUACUCAUUUGCUCUGUUUCCUCAUUCGAACGAUUCGCUGCAAACUUCCACUUCGCUGCCGAUGGCUACGCGGUCAUUGAGAAUUCAUCAGAGCCUUUUCAAAUAGCCAACCGUGAAUACUAUUGGGAACGAAACUUUCCACCAGUGUUGGGCAGCCCGAUGAUCUGUGAAACAAGGGAGGACUCCUAUGGCUGGCCACUGGGAUCCGUUCGCUUUCUGAAUGGCUCAGUACCAAAAUCGCUGUACUACGCGUGCCCAGAAACUUCAUUCUGUGGUUUUCUCACCUGUCAUUCGAAGGACAUGAGCAUUUUCGUCGUUUUCACAAUCUUCUUCAUCUCCAUGUUCCUGAUCUGCUUCUGCUACAUCUGCUACUACCGUAGCCAAAACGCCGACCGACGAGACGAACCAUUAGAAUUGAAUCGCAUGAUUCCAAUCAUCCUGACUACGGAGCCACCGAUCGCAGAUGGGGAGACAGAGACUUCUAUGGAAGAAGGGACCGCACUGGACACCACCAGAGGACCAAGAUACGGUCAUGUCAUUGUCUCUCGUCAUAACAUCUCUCGUAAUCCAUAA